Messenger RNA from Anthostomella pinea, 1551 nucleotides. NCBI's taxonomy places the organism in Eukaryota, Fungi, Ascomycota, Sordariomycetes, Xylariales, Xylariaceae. The record is from the annotation of a GenBank genome assembly.
AUGGCUACCCUCCAGAACUCGAUCAACGGCGCGAGCUCCUCUGCCGCCGUGAUAAUUCCCUCGAAAACGACACCGUUAACAAUCACCUACAAAGACCUCCUUGCCGAAUGCGCCUCGUUCCAGCGCAAGCUCGCUGCCAUCGGCAUCGACCACGGUUCGCCAGUCUCGAUAGCUACGGUCAACUCGUACGAAUUCAUCGUCUCUUUCCUGGCCGCCUCCUGGCAGCGUGGGAUUGCGGCCCCUCUGAACCCGGCGUACAAGCAGGACGAGUUCGAGUUCUACAUUGAAGACAUCAAGUCGGCCGUCGUUCUGGUGCCCAAGGGGGCUUACAAGGCCAACGCGCCGUCUGUGAAGGCUGCUAAGAAGUUCAAUGCUGCCAUUGCUGAGUGCUAUUGGGACGAUGCGCAGCGAGAGGUCGCCCUGGAUGUGAAAGAGCUCGGUCAGUUGAAGGGAAAAAAUAAGGCAGAUAUUCUCCAGGCUCAGCCUGACGAUGUUGCGUUGGUCUUGCAUACAAGCGGCACGACCUCGCGGCCUAAAGUCGUUCCCUUGACACAUCGCAACUUGACAAGGACAAUGAAAAAUAUCAAAGAUACUUACAAGUUGACCGCGCAAGACCGAACGAUGCUGGUCAUGCCACUCUUCCACGUCCAUGGCCUUCUCUGUGCUCUCCUAGCACCCCUUCACUGUGGUGCUUCCAUGAUUGUGCCUACAAAGUUUUCUGCGUCAGAGUUUUGGAAAGACUUCAUCGAAUACAAGGCAAACUGGUACACGGCUGUACCAACGAUCCAUCAGAUCCUCCUUAAGAGCCCUGCGCCGAGCCCUAUGCCCAACAUCCGCUUCAUUCGUUCCUGUUCCUCGCCGCUCUCCCCUACUGUCUUCCACCAGCUGGAGGAGAAAUUCAAGGCGCCGGUACUUGAAGCAUACGCGAUGACAGAGGCCGCUCAUCAGAUGACCUCAAACCCCUUGCCGCCGGCAAAGCGCAAGCCAGGGACCGUAGGCCUCGGGCAGGGCGUCGAAGUCAAGAUCCUCAACGACGCCGGCGACGAGCUGCCGCAGGGAGGCGAGGGCGAGAUCUGCAUCAAGGGCGAGAACGUCACGAAGGGCUACAUGAACAACCCUUCCGCCAACGCUACUGCCUUUGCGAAAGGCGGCUUCUUCCGCACCGGCGACCAGGGCAAGAAGGACGAGGACGGCUACAUCGUCAUCACGGGCCGUAUCAAGGAGCUCAUCAUGAAGGGCGGCGAGAAGAUCAGCCCUAUCGAGCUGGACAACGUGCUGACGAGACACCCCGCCGUGUCGGAAGCUGUUAGCUUUGCCAUUCCAGACGAGCUCUACGGCCAAGAAAUCGGUGUUGCGAUUGUGCUGAAGAGCGGCGCGAAGCUUGGCCAGGACGAGUUGAGGGGCUGGUGCAGCGAAAGGGUGGCCAAGUGGAAGGUGCCCAAGAAGAUUUACUUCACAGAAACCAUGCCCAAGACCGCGACGGGCAAGAUCCAGCGACGCAUCGUGGCAGAGACCAUGCAGAAACAAGAGUCUCCAAAGGCCAAGCUAUAG